Corythoichthys intestinalis (scribbled pipefish) is the source of this 2359-nucleotide messenger RNA. RefSeq names its product dynactin 5 (gene dctn5). NCBI's taxonomy places the organism in Eukaryota, Metazoa, Chordata, Actinopteri, Syngnathiformes, Syngnathidae. The record is from RefSeq and is a predicted model, not a curated record. The transcript is spliced from 6 exons. Gene Ontology annotation, cellular component: dynactin complex. Bases 127 to 675 code for a protein of 182 amino acids.
CUCAACUCGUACUGUCUGGCCAACCAUCCAAUCCGACUGUCAGUCGGAAAAACGGAGCUAAACAAAACAAAUGCCUUGACAUUUGCCUCCCUUUUAUUCCAUUAAUAGCUCCUCAAUUUCGCCGCCAUGGAGUUGUCUGAAAUACUGUACAACAAAGCGGAGUAUAUUGAGACGGCUUCUGGCAACAAAGUUAGCAGACAAUCUGUGCUCUGCGGGAGUCAAAACAUCGUACUCAAUGGCAAAACAAUCGUGAUGAAUGACUGCAUCAUCAGGGGGGACCUCGCUAAUGUCAGGGUUGGUAGACAUUGUGUGGUCAAAAGCAGGAGUGUUAUUCGUCCACCUUUCAAGAAGUUCAGCAAAGGAGUGGCCUUCUUCCCGCUGCACAUCGGCGAUCAUGUGUUCAUCGAGGAGGACUGCGUGGUAAACGCGGCCCAGAUCGGCUCCUACGUCCACAUCGGCAAGAACUGUGUCAUAGGUCGACGCUGUGUUUUGAAAGACUGCUGCAAGAUCUUAGACAACACUUAUCUUCCUCCAGAGACGGUGGUGCCUCCUUUUACAGUCUUUUCUGGAUGCCCAGGUUUGUUUUCAGGGGAGCUUCCAGAGUGUACGCAGGACCUUAUGAUUGACGUCACCAAAAGCUACUACCAGAAGUUUCUUCCCCUCAGCCAGAUAUAAGACCCACUUGCCUGCAAGAGCUUUGCCGUCAUAAUGUCUUUUUUUUCUUAUACAAAGUCCUGCUCUCUCUGCGCAUGACAGGGAUUCCUUAAAAUCCUGUUGAACAGAGCUUCUGUGCUGAAAAGAAAAAAACCUGUUAAGACAGUUUAAGAGCACCUCAAGGGAGGUUACGUAACAUUGCAUUUCCCUUUGCUUUAGUACUAUAAUUUUUGAUGUUGUCAAAUUUUGUAUAUUAGAGAGAGGGCACAUUAGAAUUUGACAGUCAGAUGAGAUAAACUUGGACCAAAACACAACUUCCAACUGUUUUGUUAGUUCAUUACACAUUUGCUGCCAUUGACAACGAUAGACGUCCAAUCCGAUUGGACUUGGUGGCCCGGCAACGAUCCCCUGCUGCCUCCCAGUUCAACAUCUAUUGCCAUCAGUGGCAAUAACUGAGUUAAUAUUUAUUUCCAGAUAUCAAGAUUGUCCGAGUAAGCGAUAACAUCUUAAACUAUGCUAAAAUUAAUUCCUAGAAAUGUCUGAUGUGAUCUCACGGAAUUAUCAAUUAAAGGUAUAAUGAAGAAAUUUGUAGCGUUUGUUAUUCAUUUGUAUUAGUUCUGAGAUUCUGGGUGUGGAACCCAGUUCAUGUGAUGAUUAUAUUCUUUGAUCAGGUUAUAUCGCUUUUCAUCUGCUAUCCCAACAUCCUUCUACCUUCCAAACUGACAUAUUAAGGACUUUAAAUUGUCGAUAGAUAUAAAUGGUUGUUUCUGUGCUUUGCAGUGGUGGAUGAAGUACUUAUUUUAACUUAAGUACAUAUAAAGGGGCAAAAAAAAUAAAAUUUACUCAGGUACUUGCUUUAAAAUUUACAAGUAUAAAGUAAAAGUAUUUUCUCCUGAUGCAAAAAUGUUAUUUAUAUGUACAGUAUAUGGCGGAAAACACAGACGAGGCUGAAAAAGCAGUUUCUGCUCUUGCACACCUCUUUAAAAUAAACUGCUGUAUUUUAAGCCAAAAGAACUGUUGUGUUUCAUAGAACAAUAUGUCUAUAUGCUGCCAUAGCAGAUUCAUGACGCAUUAAGCCCCCCAACUACAGGGUGUUCCAAAAUGGUUGACCCCAUUCUAAAUGCCCAUAUCUCGGAAACUACAGGAUGGAUCUUAAUGAAACUAAAUACACUUUAUGUUGAAGGUCAUAAGUUUUAUUGGUUAAAUUUACAAAGAAAAGUGCAAAUAUUUGUUGGUCCUAUGACAGAGUUUCAUAAAUGUUUAAUAUGAGCUCCGCCUCUGACUCUGCACACUUCGAGUCGGUAUUCGAGCUCGUGCCAAACUCGCAGUAGCAUGUCUUCGGUAAGAGUUUCCAAUGCAGCUGUAAUUCUGCGUUUAGUUGGUGCCUUCUUUGCAAAAUUUGUGAAGAAGGCACGCUGCACUUCGGUGACUGAGUCCGAGCAUACUCUACACGCAAUAUGCCUUUUCUUGUGAAGUGAACGGCAUUUCUUAACCUGAAAAGAUAGAAAUGCCAAACGUUACACACAGAAACUUGAAAUGUUUCUACACAAGCUGUGAAAAUUUGAGGUCAUUCCAACGAAAAUUGUCAAAAUGAUUGGCCUAUGAAAUGGGGUCAAACAUUUUGAAACACCCUGUAUUUUUAAUUUGUCCGUUUUACCCUAGAGACCCCUGUUUACAGACGUCGCACGAUCGCUUUUGUUUCAAC